Messenger RNA from Cetraspora pellucida, 1446 nucleotides. NCBI's taxonomy places the organism in Eukaryota, Fungi, Glomeromycota, Glomeromycetes, Diversisporales, Gigasporaceae. The record is from the annotation of a GenBank genome assembly.
AUGUUUUCUUAUAUAUACAUUAUAUAUUGUUUUAUUUCAAUUGUUCACGCUUUUUUACAUAUUCCAAAUUAUAAAUGUCCAGGAGAAGAGACCCUUCGAAAGUGUCUUGGUCAUCGUAUUAAAGGACCUAUUUAUUAUCGUAAAGAUUUUGCCUAUAAAAGUGAUCUUUUAUUGGAAAAUAAUGCACGAGUAGUUUAUUUUCCGGUGGCAUUUGUCCAUCCAGUAGAUGUAUUUGAUGUUCAGAGUGCUAUUAAAUGUGGAGCAAAGUUAAAAUUUACCGUUAUUGCAAGAUCAGGUGGACAUUCUUUUGAAAGUUAUAGUAUUGGAGAUAGAGAUUGUACUUUAAUUGUUGAUCUUAGAUACAUGAAUAAGAUUAUCAUAGAUGUAACCACACAAACUGCUAAAAUCGAAACAGGAAAUACUCUGGAUACAUUAUAUCGUAGUUUGAAUGAGCAUGUAUUUGCUUUUCCAGGUGGUGGAUGUUCUUCUAUUGGUGUUGGUGGCAUUAUUUUGGGUGGUGGUAAUGGAUAUAUAAUGCGAAAAUUUGGAAUGUCAUGCGAUAAUAUUCUUGAUGCACAAAUUGUCUUAGCAAAUGGAACAAUAGUUAAUCAUGCUAAAAAAUAUCCAGAUCUUUUCUGGGCUCUUCGAGGUGCAGGAAAUGCAGGUUAUGGUAUUGUUACUACUUUAACUAUUAAAAUCUAUCCUAUUCAGAAGAUCGUAACUAGCAUGGCUUUUACUUAUGAUUUUGAUCAGGCUCAAUUAGUAUAUUCAGUGAUAAAUAAAUUGGGAAACAGUUUUCAUCAAAAUUUCACUUUAAUGAUUGAUCAUCGAAAUAAAACUAUGUUCCAAAUUCGUGGGUAUUAUCUAGGUUCUUUAAAUGAAGCAAAACCUCACAUACAAGAACUUAUUAAAUUGACUAAACCUAAAGAUGAAUCAUAUGUUGAAGGAGAAUGGUAUAAUGCAGUUCUUGAAAAUACGACCGGAACCAGGAAUUAUUAUAAAGUUAAAUCUUUUUAUAUUAACUCACCAGGACUAUCUUAUGAAGGAGUUGAGUAUUUAAUGAAAUUUAUAAAAAACUUCAAAUGUACUUUCUGGGUGGGAAUAAUAUUAAUUGGAGGUGGAAGAGUUAACGAAAUUGGACGAAAUGAAAUGGCGUUUGUUCACAGGGGUUUUAUGUAUGUGCAGACAAUUGAAGCAGUCUUAGAUGAGAAUAAUUAUGAAAUCUGUUUAAAAGAUUUAGAUAAUUUUUCUCUAGUCUUUCAAAAAAAUUAUACUAGUUCUGAAAGUUAUCAAAAUUCAAUUGAUAGAAAAUUAGAUAAUUGGCAAUGCAGAUAUUAUGGAGAGAAUUUUGGAAAAUUGGUAAAAAUUAAACAGAAAUAUGAUCCUAAUAAUUUAUUUAAUUGGAAUCAAAGUAUACCUACUAAUACUGAAACUUCAUGUUAUUAG